Messenger RNA from Scylla paramamosain (green mud crab), 8725 nucleotides. RefSeq lists its product as uncharacterized. The transcript is spliced from 4 exons. The record is from RefSeq and is a predicted model, not a curated record. Lineage: Eukaryota; Metazoa; Arthropoda; Malacostraca; Decapoda; Portunidae. Bases 142 to 4125 code for a protein of 1327 amino acids.
AACCUUGUAGUCGCGGCGGCGGUGCGAGGGCGGCUCGGGGUAUAUCUUCGCGUGGAGGAGCCGAGUGACGCAGUGUGUGACGAGCCACGAAGGGAGGCACACGUCACGACAGAAGCUCCUGGAGUCCAAGACUCAACAGUCAUGCGCUGGUUCCUGGUGGCGACGGUGGUGCUGACGGCAGCCAGUGUGACGCUGGGCCGGCCAUCCAAGAACCCAAGCGACGUCACGGAGACACCCGAGACCUCAGCGAUCAUCGGGGAAAGGCUGGUGUCCAAGUUCCUCGGACGAAGAGACAAGGAAUCCUCUCCAUCACCUGGCGAGCCUGACAACUCUCUGGGAAAGAAGCCGCCUGCCACACAGCCUCCAGCUACACAGCCGCCAGCUACCCGGGCGCCAACUACUCAACCGCCAGCUACCCAAGCGCCUACUACUCAGCCUCCAGCCACACAACCUCCAACCACACAGGCUCCAACCACACAAGCGCCUACUACGCAGCCUCCAGCCACACAGGCACCAACCACACAGGCUCCAACCACACAGCCUCCAGCCACACAGGUGCCAACCACACAGGUACCAACCACACAGCCCCCACCCGCUCCAGACUCUGAUUCAGGAAGCGAAGACAGCGACCCGGCGGCCAGCGGUAAUGAACAGCAAGAGGGACCACAACCAGACACCACCCAGAAUGAACCCAUAGAAGAAAACACACAACAAAAUGAAGUUUCAGACCAAAUCACAGGCGAGAAAGAAACUCCAGGGGAAAGAGAACCAAAGAGUAUAGCGGAAGAAGGGACUGAGCUGUCCAGUAAGGAUGAAGCAGCAGGUGAAGAAGGGAGUAAUACUGAUAACGAUACAACCGCUAUGGAAGACCAAAAGAAUACCGAAGAGGGCAACUCAGUAACCGAUGAACCUAAAAAUGCAACUGACGAAAACAAAGAAGUGACUGGUGAAAAAAAGCAGUCUGAAAACACGGACAUGACAGCUGAGGUCGACACUGUCCCAGAAAACCCUGCUGACAAAGAGACCGAAAAAAGUGACAAGGAAGAAAAGGAGAUGGAGGGUGAAGCAGAGGAUGACGACGACGACGACGACGAUGGCAAUGACGAAGAUAGGGGUGAGCUGGAGGACAAGAUGGAAGAGAAAACUAACAUGGAGGGGGAAACACAGAAAGAUGAAGGGGUUCAGGAAACAAAAACCAGUUCGUCAUCAGGAGGAGCAGAAACCCAGGUGUCCGACGAAAGGCCGCAGAGAGACGCCGACGACCAUCCAAACGAUUCCAACGCGGACACGAAAUUGCGAGGUUUGGAAGUGGAAAAUAAGGCAGAUCAAGAGUCAAAGGCAGAACCGAAACUGAAGCCAGAGACCGAAAUGCAAGCAGAACCAGAGCCACAGACAGAGCCAGAACCAGAAACAGAACCAGAGCCCAAAACAGAACCAGAACCAAAAACAGAACCAGAACCCAAAACAGAGCCAGAGCCCAAAACAGAACCAGAACCCAAAACAGAAGAAGCUAAAACAGAACCAGAAGCCGAAACAGAACCAGAACCCAAGACAGAACCAGAGCUUGAGGCAGAAACAGAAUCCAAAACAGAACCAGAACCAGAACCGGAGACAGAACCAAAACCAGAGGCAGAACCGAAAUCCGAGGCAGAACCGGAACCAGAGGCAGAACCGAAGCCCGAGGCAGAACCGGAAACAGAGACAGAACCAGAACCAAAACAAGAACCUGAAGCAGAACCAGAACCUGAGGUAGAAUCAGAACCUAAAGCAGAACCAGAACUCAAGGCAGAACCAGAACCUGAGACAGAACCGGAAUCUAGAACGGAAAAACAGCCAAGGAUGGAACUGGAGCCAGAGACGGAACCUGAAUCGAAGACAGAACCAGAGCCAGAACCAGAGAUGAAGCCUGAACCAGAACCAAAGCCUGAAGCAGAACCGCAAGUUGCAACGGAGGCAGAAUCAACAACAGAGGCGACCACGGAACCCACCAGGAAACCAGAGAUGCAGGACGAGUCUAGCGCCGACGAACAAAUGGCAGCGAGUGAAACCAUUAGCCAAACCGAAACGAAGGUCCCCGCUGAGUCGCAGUCAGAUACAAAGCAAAAUGUAGGGGAAUCCAGCGCAGAAAAGAGAGAAGUCAAAGUGGAAUUUAAGAUCGAGCAGGCCAGUGGAUCUAGUACGACCGAACCUAGUCCUGAAGUUACAUCCAGCAGCGGGAAAGAAUCUGUUGACUCACACACAGAAAUGGGAACCGAAACCACCGUAGCAAAUGAACCAACAACUGAAACAACCCCCGAGACCACGAGCAAACCCACCACAGAGGAGAAGGUACACGCCGACACGAAAACCGAGGAGGAACAAAACUCAGCAACACUAACUGAAGAUGAAAUGAAUGCAAACGAAACUGAAGACCAAGUAGGAAGCGAAAGUGAGCAUCUGGAAACACGGGUCGUCCCUAAACCACCGUUCGACGAGAGGCUAAAUACGAACGAAGAAGUAGGCGAGGGAAACCAAGACGACGCCAACCUCCAGGCUAUUUUAGAGAUGGAGAGAGUCCUCAACGCAACACAGGAGGAGGAGACAGCAAAGGAGCCACCAGUCACCGACACUCCACUUACCGACAUUCCAAGUGACUAUAAGAAUAAUAUCUUCCUGAGAAGCGGACUGGAGGAAGAAAUGGUUAGCACAGAUCAGAAUGAGCAAGUUUCGACUUCCGAUCCCAACAAAUCUGAGGUCGAGGCUGCCACGGAGAAGUACCACUUUCAUGACGAGACGGGAGAAAAGCCAUGCAACUGUAAGGAGCAUCCAGAGUUGAAGGACGCUCUUAACAGGUUAGACGAACUGCAACGUAAACAAAAAGACUGGAUCGAAAUGUCCAAAGAUGGCAAGAAAACCACUGCCUCAAAACCCGGUCCACAGGAGGUCUCCGGCAGCCUUGUAGUGGCGGGAGGGGGUGACAGCGAAGUGGUAGUAGUCGAAGGGGUGAUGGAUGAAAAUCAGUCUGCCACUCAAGGCCAACUGGUGAUGGCUGACUCCUCGCUGGACACGAAUACAGGAAAGACACAUGAUAAGAUCCAUAAUACGGACGAGACAGAGAAGAAAACCGAACACACAGAAUCAGAUAAGUCUUCGGAGGAGUCUGGAGAAAGCAUAGAACAAGAAGAUGAUAAAGAAACAACAGACCACCCAUCAACAACUACAGAUUCCAUAAACACGACAACAGAAGAAGAUUCACCCUCAAUAGAAGAACAAACAACAAACACACAUACACAAACUACUAGCGUCCCUGUGGCAACAACUGUGAAAGAAACAGUCCCAAAAAACGAAUCACGACUAGAAACUAAAGCUAAAGAAGCAGUGAUAAAAAAUGAAAAUGAACACAUGGAUGAGACUUCAGACAAACGACCGGAUCAGACCAAAAUACAGCAUGAGUCUGAGGUGAGGCAGGUCCCUGUCGUCCAAGGCCGAGAGCAUUUCGACAUGGAAGAUACUUUAGCAACAACAGGAAAGAAACCUAACAUUAAAAUAGAGACAAAUGCUGAAAUGACACAAGACCAAAGCGCUACGUCAGAAUCAGUGGCAAAGUCCUCAAAAGACAAGACAACAAAAGCAGAUAAAGGACUCCUGUACAAACCAAUACUGAGCGGUGAAUCAGAACCCAAGCAAGAAAGUGAACCGAAUUCUCAGUCUGAACAAGAUCCGGAGCCAGAGACAGAGACACAAGCAGAACGUGAACAAAACACAGAAGCAAACGCUAAAGAUGUGCAAGAAGUCGCUUCAGAGGAUUCCAAAAGUUCACUUCAAGAUACUGGAAAACAAAACGCUACCGAGGAGGAAGUAACGUCGGAACCUCUUGAGGAGCAGGCAGCUGCUGAGGUAAUAACAUUGAGAGAUCUCGUUAUGACCACCAUGUCUCAUGUCCUUGCCGAAGCACCAGCUACACCCCAGCCAACGACAGAAACAAGGGAGGCGCCAACGGAAGGAGUGACGGAGAUGUCUGCUACUAAAGGAACUGUGACGGAAGAAAAGACGCAGACAGUCAUGAAAACUAACACGGUAAAACUGAACGUCCACGACCUUGAAGAGGGAGCGAGCAAGGACGCCAGUGGCCCAGCGACUCGCUGACGCCAGUGACAUUUUAUCAGACGCCAAGACUAUUCUUCGAACUAUUUUAAGUGAAAGGAAGAAAGUUCUUUUCUUCUGGAGUAUAUAUUUGCGACGUAGGUAUUUAGCUCAAUUUCUGUAGCUAUAUUCAGUUAUCAAUGGAGUAAGAUGUAUGUGGUAACAGUGCAUGUAUUGCGGAGUAAUUCAUAACUUUAUUUAGCUCAGUUACCAGGGCCGCUCCUUCCCCAGUGACGUCGACACCCCGAUCCCAUCACCCAGCAAACACUCCUUACACCCAACACGCGGCGAAAUGGAACGACUAAUCCCCCCACAAUCACCACCACCCCACCAGUACUAAGCAUGACAAUAUCCUGAAGAUAAUGAUUACAUGCCUGCAUCAACACACACACACACACACACACACACACACACACACACACACACACACACACACACACUAAUGGUAAAUUAAGGCACAAAAUCAGGACGUAGAGACAACAAUGCCACAACAAAAAUAGGUUUCUUUCUCAGUAUUUUCUAUGUACAUAACUUCCCUGCCGCCGUUACGAACGAGACCACCACCACAACCAAAUCUGAAACGAGGCCCUGCAAAGUAGUAGUUGUAAGAUCCUAUUUAUGUAUACAGUUUUAUAAUAAAAUGCUAUAUUAUCGAAUAAGACUUAAACUUUAGUAGCCUUAAAACAGACAAGAGAAAUUGAAGCACUAAUGAAACCAGACGUGUGUGUGUGUGUGUGUGUGUAACUGGACUUUUUCCAAACAUGUCACGGCAUUCUAGAAAACAGUAUAGAAUGGACGAAUCCUGUUCAGUGUCAAAGAAAUUAGAGGCAUAACCUCAGUAUUUCCAGCAGACUGCCAAAUAUCUACCAAAUUUUACAUUGUUCUCUAACAUAAAUAUUUUAACCUAAACGUAGUCUCUCCUUUCGCUCACAUGUAAACAGAAUCCUUCCAUGUUUACAUUUUUCUGUAUAUCUUUUUCAGAAUUUCUCGAAACAUUUUCUUAGUUUACGUGCAAGAAAAUAAUAGUAUUAGAGUGUUGAAGACCAGGAAAAAUGAAACCAUGAAAAAUUUUACUGACAGAUACAUCUUACACUUUAGCGUGGUACGACAGAGUUCGUAACUUUCCUUCAAAGAUCUUACGUGAUUUUUCGAAAAAAAAAAAAAAAAAACUACUCAACGGAUCAGACUACUAAGUCACUCAGUGGUGCCUUGAAUUUAUAUUCGAAAUUUCCAUCACAACAAUUUAUUAAGUUAGAUGAGAAACAACAACAGUCAAACUUAACAAAAAUACACACCAUUUUCUCACUUUUUUAUAUGUUUCCCAUAAGAUGAGGUGAAGUAAUGCCUGUAUUAUCUAUGAUUGUUCAACUGGCAAUCACAAUAUACCCUCGGUACUUUAUCUGGGUUAACCCUGUCGAUUUUCCUAAACUGCAAAUGACAGGCAAUAAAAUUUCUAAACUACUAUAAUCUAUUUUGCUUCCAGCGGUUCUUUCAACUUAUAUUCCGAAAUUGCGCCAGAGUAUUUCAUCAAACUCCAAGAAAAAUCAUAACCGUGAAAGGUUAAUUUAUCUUUAUUAUUUUCACAUAUUCAAAGUAAGUCAGGAAAAGUCUGCUUUAGUGAAUACUCCAAAGAAUCUCGGAGAUACAAGGCAGUGCAACUCAGUGCCGAUCUCAAAACUGGAUAAAUGGGAGGGUUGCUCCAGGAAGGAUUUCCGGCGCACAACCUGCCAAAUCAGAAACAAAUCAAAUGAGAACACCAUACCGAAUCCGUCGUGGCCCGGUUCACCAACGACUACCAACAAGGCGCCGAAGGACGGAAUGCGAUUUUUAGGAGGAGGAGGAGAGGGAGAAGCAAGACAGGAAGAACAAAACGGUAGAUAUAAGAGUGGGGUCAUUAAAUGUUAGUUCCAUGACUGGUAAAAGGAGAGAGCUGACUGACAUGAUGACGAGGGCAAAGAUACACGUGGUGUGUGUGUGAGAAAUUAAAUAUAUUGGUAGUAAAAUUGAUUUGAGGAAGUUACAAGAGGUUCUGUGAUGGCGUGCAAGGAAAAGUGGUGUUGGAAUGGUGGUAAGGAAAAAGUACUAUAACAUUGUGCAGAAGAUUGAGAAAUUAUCUGGCCAAGUAAUGAGUGUGAAAAUGGAAAUGGAAGGAAUCCCACUGAAUGUGAUCAGUGCACACGCCCCUCAAACGGACUAUGAAUUAAAGAUAUAUGAAGAGUUCUAGAGUAAAGUAGAGGAAGUGAUCAGAGCAUACCCAAGGAGGAUAUAGUCAUUAUUAGAGCAGAUUUCAUUGGGCAUAUCAGAGAAAGAAACAACGGUGAUGAGGAUAUGAUGGGCAAGUAUGGUGUGGAGAAGAGCAACGCGGAGACACGGAUAGCUGUUGACUCCAAAAGGGACGGAGAUGGCACGGCGUUGCAUAUAAGGGUGGGGGAAGGAGUACGCAAAACAAACUUUAUACUGUGUGGAUGUAAUCUGAAAGAGUUUAGUGAUUGCGAGGUUGUGUCCGGGGAGAGUGUGGCAGACAAAAAUAGUGUUGAUUAGAAAGUUGAGUCUGGAAGUGAAAACGAGGAAGAUCUAGAAAAGUAAACCAAAGAUACAGACAAAAGGAAGAUUUUGAAGAAGCUGAAAAUAAUAAAGGUUCCGCGGUUUUCUCUACGAGUGACGAGGGUAGACAAAAUCAGGAACGAAUACAUCAAAAACACAAAACAUGAACGUCGUUUUGAGAGCAAAGGUAAAGAAGCGAGACUAAGGUGAUUUGGGAAUAUCAAGAGGAAAGACGAGGAGUAUGUGGGAUGUGGGGAGGAGGAUGCUGAAGAUGAAUCUAUCCGGCUGGAGAAAGAAAAGAAAAAAAGCCUAAGAGGAAGUUUGUGGACGCAGUGAAAGAAGACAUGCUUGUAAAGGGCUUUAACUGAGAAAGGCGCAGAAGACCGAGCUUAUUGGAGAAGGGUGACCCGCUGAGUAGUGUGUGAUUAUUAUACAGUUGGCAGUGCGCCCUGGCGACAGGUGAAGACCAGGGCGGAAGAACAAACCUCACGUGAUAGCAAUACCGGUACGUGCAGUAAAAAGAUAUGUACUAAAGAAAUAUGUAUAGCAGAUCUUCAGACUAUCAUCGUUACUGCAAAAUCAUAACAAGUUUACAAGAUUAUAACACAUGGAAAUAACAACAGUAUUCAUAUGUCACAUAUGGGCUAAGGAUUUUUUCUUUAUCUGAUUAAUCAUUAUCAAAUUCUAUUAGACAGCAGAGAAAUCUUGCGUGGAAAAAAAAAAAAAAAGAGAGAAAAAAAGAGCAUGAGUGUGGAAGAGGGAGGGGAGCAAGACUUGUGCGUGGCGGGAUUAUAAGUAGGUGGCGACGGGUUGGCUCUCAGCAGUCUUGCCUCCUGAUACCAUGUUCAGCAUAGUGAAAAAAAUAAUCGAGCUCAAGACCAUGCAACAAGCAAAGAAGGCGCAGACUGUACCCAACAUCAAUUUCAGCAUUCUUUGCUGCUGCCGUGCCUGCACUGCUAAUUGUCCCUGGGAAACGACGCCUCUCAGAAUAAAGUCUCCGUGCAUGACGAGCUGUUUCUUCUGCUGCCCCAUUCCCAUCUUCUUCUUCAUCCUCUUGGCUCUCUGCCUCAUGCCAGCCCGGUGUCCUCCCAUCCAUUUCCCUUCUAUAACUUCCCGUUGCUUUCCUCUGGUAGAUCUCCGCACACCUUUCCCACACGGAGGCAAUGCCUUGUUUCGAUCCAUUGUGUCAAAUUUUAUAGAAAUAAAUACAUAUACAAAAUAUAUAUAUAUGAAAUUAUUCUUUCGAGAACAGCUGGAUAUUGUAAAUCCAGCAAAAAUAUUAUUUUCUUCUUCAUUGAUUGUCUUCUUGGUGAGGGAAUGGGCUCUGUGUCAUUUAAAGGUCUAUUAAGAUAGACUAAUCUCUCUCUCUCUCUCUCUCUCUCUCUCUCUCUCUCUCUCUCUCUCUCUCUCUCUCAGAUUGAGAGAGAGAGAGAGAGAGAGAGAGAGAGAGAGACUCCAUGAAAACUUGCAGAAACUGAUGUUCUAAUCUUCCGGCUGUCGAUGUCUUUGGUCUGUCACUGGUAGGAGUGGAUAUGCUGUGCUGCAACUUUGUUGUAGUGUGCGUACAGUUAAAUACGUACAAUGGUGGGAUAUAAUGUACACACUGAAACUGAGAACAUACUCGUACUAUUAUUAUUGGAAAGAAGGAAAGCGUUGCGUAUAGUAAAGUAAGCAACAUACCUACCAACAUUAUAAUAAAUCUAAGAGUAUAGCAUGCUGAGCUACCUCUGUAUCAAGGAUGUUAUUCUUCCUUGCUCUGUAUCGUUCCCCAGCCAAGACUGUCCCCAACUGGUGUGUUUGUGCCUCUCAAGAAGCGAGACGCGCUGUUUUGUCCCAGGCAACGUUUGCUGCUCACAGAAAAGUAGGAAUACGCAGCAACACACUCGAGCUUCCCUGGUUCAAAGAUAAACGUACACCGUUCUCUCUUCACUCCAUCCGACAGAAGAAGCUACUGCAGCCAUGAGUCAGGGUAAAAUGGGUGCUGAGGGGCCUGGAUUCAUUGGGAUCCGUUUCUGCCAGGAGUGUAACAACAUGCUGUACCCUAAAGAGGACAAGGUGA